Messenger RNA from Salvelinus sp. IW2-2015, 1206 nucleotides. RefSeq names its product augurin-A. The record is from RefSeq and is a predicted model, not a curated record. NCBI's taxonomy places the organism in Eukaryota, Metazoa, Chordata, Actinopteri, Salmoniformes, Salmonidae. Gene Ontology annotation, biological process: anaphase-promoting complex-dependent catabolic process; regulation of cell population proliferation; G1 to G0 transition.
AGGUUGUGGUUAGUAGAUAGUUAGUUGAAGUGUUACUGAUAGCUUGUAGACCGUCUGUAGAGCAUCUACAGAUKGACUAUCCAAAUAAAGCGUUACCCAUCCAACAAACAUAUCACCCACACAUUAAACGAGAGAGAAUGACAGAGUGCUUCUGUUUGGCUGRGUCUUCCUUUUACGACAUUCCUGAACCGGCACAAGCAGGUUUUCCUCCAGGGAGGAAUGUUUGUUCUCUGGGCCUGUGGGGAGACUCCUGCUUCCACUGCUUCUGAUUCUCUUCCCGCUUCUUCUGCCCACUGCUUCCCGAGACUCAGAGAGACAUCUGGGACUGAGACGGAGACCAUGGCUUUCCACAACCUCUGUCUGCAGGUUCUACUGCUAACUGCCUUCCUCUCCUACUGCGCUCACUCAGAUGGCACAGYGGAGAGCAAGCUCCACAGACUACUGAAGAAAAGAGAUGUGGGCGGAGGUAUGAAGCCUGUGGGGGUGGCGGUGACCCCUUCCAAGGCCAAAGAGUUCCUGACCUCCCUACGGAGGCCCAAGAGGAACAUCUGGGACCGCAGCAGGCCAGAUGUGCAGCAAUGGAUCAUGCAGUUUAUGCACAUGGGCUAUGACGAGGCGAGGCUUGAGACUGACCUGUCCUACUGGAUGGACCUGGCCCGGUCGUCAGACCAAGGUCGCCAGCACCAUUAUGACGAGAACGCCCCCAUCGGGCCCCAGGACCCCGGUUCCUACAGACACGGCGCCAAUGUCAAUUAUGACUACUAUUAAUUGGCCCACUGUGAUUUACUCAGCUUCUCUGUCUCAACAUAAAAAUCACAUGAGCGUAAAGGGAUAGUUCUGAUAUUUUACAUAUUAAGAUAUGUGUUCCCUUAGACUACUUCAAAGGAAGGAAACAAAUGUGUUAUGUAAAAUCGCUGAACUGUCCCAAUCACAUAAGUGCUUCCCUCUCCUGCCUUCUGCAACUUAUCCCUCUGAUGCUAUUCUGCACACAUACAGUAGUGUAGCCUUCUCUGUAAUGCAAUAAAUAGAGCUAAGACAUGCUUGUCCCAGACUAUGGAUUGGGUUUCACUGUCUCUACAUUGUAUCCUUUGCUGUCUGGGAGAUUGAGACCUGCUGAUGUACAUGCUGUGAUGGGACCAACAAUGCAUUGGGUUGAUCKGUMUGAAUAACUAAAUAAAGACAGUAGUCAAAACCUUUAAUAAUUCA